Molecule: messenger RNA, 2055 nt
Organism: Paramecium tetraurelia
Lineage: Eukaryota; Ciliophora; Oligohymenophorea; Peniculida; Parameciidae
Exons: 6
Biological process (GO): peptidyl-serine phosphorylation; signal transduction
Cellular component (GO): cAMP-dependent protein kinase complex
Molecular function (GO): cGMP-dependent protein kinase activity; ATP binding; cAMP-dependent protein kinase activity
Source: RefSeq, a predicted model, not a curated record
AUGGGUUGUGGAUCUUCCAUAGACGUGUAGGAUAAUAAGACUACUCUUUUGCUGAAUCAAGCUAGCACUGCAAUAACAGAUAAUGAUUCAAUCUACUUGAUGAAAACAGACACUAAAUGUCCAAGUCUUGAGACAGAAGAAAUCAGGUACUUUGUACGAAUAUUAAGAGCGAAUUGCCUUAACUUUUUAACGACAACCUUGAUGAAUCACUUUAUCUUCUAUUCCCUUUCUGAUGAAAUGUUUUACUGUUGUUUACAUAGUAAUACUACCCUUUAUCCAAAGGAAUGUGUUGCUUCAUGCUUUUUUAUAUUGGAGAGAGGGAAUUUGCAAUAUGAGGGAUGCCCUUUAUAAAAGGGUUCUACCAUUGGGGAGUUGUCGUUGUUGCUGCGAUUGGAGAAGCAGAAGAAUGUGAAGGCUAUAGACGAUUGCUUCUUUUGGGGUUUGGAUAAAAGUACAUUUUUAAAUUCUUUGGAUUAUAUAAUGGCCAAAUAAUAUCUGUAAAAUAAGUAGUUCAUUACUGGACAAUCUUUCUAUUAAUUCCUGACUCCGAUGCAACAAGAUGGAUUGGCUCAAAAUAUCAUUGUCACCAAAUAUAGACCGAAUGCAAUCAUAGCCCAGGAGGGAGAAAGAGCAGAUUCAUUCAUAGUUAUAAAAAGUGGUCAGGCUGCUGUUUACAAAGGAACCAAGUUCAUUCGCUAUCUUUAACCCAGGGAUUGUUUUGGUGAGAAUUCCCUUCAGACGACUACCAAAAGAAAUGCCACAAUUCAAGCAGUGAGUGAAGUCCAAUGUUUGGUGUUGACGAGAGAGAAGGUCAAAUAGAUUUUGGGUAAUGAUGUCAAGAAGCAAUUGCAAUUUGCUGUCAUUCGAUAAAUAUUGAAGUAAUUGAAAACCCCAAGUUUGGAGAUUGAGAAAUUAUUACCUUCUUUUCGUUUUCAUCAUUACAAUAAUGAGAUUUUUGAUAUCAAUGAGUUGCAUGAUUAUUUAGUCAUAGUUGUAGAAGGCACCAUGCGUUCAGAAGACCAAAUGUAUCACAAAGGAGAUUUGGUUUCGGAUGUUUAUGAUGAUCAGCAAUUCUAUUGCACUGGAACUUUGGCCAAACUGGAUAAGGUCAAAUUGGAAUUGGAGGAUUAUGUGAUUGAAGAUAGCACUUACGAAUUCAAAAGAGUCAGACCACAAUUUGCUGAAUUGAAUAAUCAAAAAUUGAUUGCCAAUAGUUCAUAUGGCACACUCUAUAAAGUGGAGUAUAAGAAUGAGAAAUAUGUAUUGCGUAAAAUCUCAAGGGACAUUAUAUCUUAAUGGAACUUGGAAAAAUAGAUCAAGCAGGAACGCAAGAUUCUAGAAAUCAUCAAUAAUCCUUUUGUGGCUAAUUUCCAUCAAUAUUAUUCUGAUGAAUAACACAUUUACUUUUUAUAGGAUUACAUCAAGGGGAAGAACUUGGGAGAUUAUCUUCAUGAUAAUGGACUCUUGGACAAGGAAAAAGCCCAGUUUUUGAUUUCUCAAAUGAUUCUCCUACUAGAAACCUUCUCUAAUCUCUCAAUCAUCUCAAGAGAAUUCAAACCCAAUAAUUUUAUUAUCGAUAAAAAUGGAUAUAUAUAUCUAAUAGAUUUCAAAACCUCCAAAUAGGCAUACAGAACCCAUACGAUCAUUGGAAAUCCUCACUAUAUGGCACCAGAAAUCAUAGAAGGCAAAGGGUAUACUACUUUCAGUGAUGUUUGGAGUGUCGGAGUAUGUCUAUACGAGUUUCUUUGCGGAGGAGUUCCCUUUGGAGAAGAUCAAGAUGAUCCCUAUAAGGUAUAUGAAGAUAUACUCAAUUAUUAAAUCAAAUAUCCUCAGUUUUAUAGGGAUUAAGUAGGGAAGAACCUAAUGAAUUAGUUGAUGUCAUUAAAUGUAUACCAAAGAGUUGGAUCAUCUUUUGAUGAACUCAAGGCUCAUAAAUGGUUUAAUAUCUUUUGGGACUAAUUGUAACACAAAUAAUUAAAAUUGAAUCCCAAAAAACAAGAUUCGAAUUUAAAACGAUUAAAUGUUGAAUAAAAAUCUUCAUUGUAAUUUUUAUGA